AUGGCUUCUCUCUCGGACCUCCUCCUCCACCGCGCCGGCCUCGGCUCUCUCCCUGUCCCCUACCCCCUCACCCACUAUGUCGCAGGGAAGACACCGCUCUCGACGCCCCAAGAGGUCUACCCGAUGCUCGCCGCCUACCUCGUCACCAUCUUCAGCAUCCGGGCGUUCAUGAAGAACAGGUCGCCGCUCAAGCUCCAGUUCCUCUUUCGCGUACACAAUGCGUUCUUGAGCUCUGGCAGUCUUCUCCUCGUCCUCCUCAUCAUGGAAGAGGUCGUUCCCCGCUACCUGAAGCAUGGUACUUUUUGGGUUCUCUGCAAUGACGAUAUGUGGUCCGAGAAACUAGAGUUCUACUACAUGGUCAACUACUACUUCAAGUACAUUGAGCUCAUCGACACCGUGUUCCUCGCUCUCAAGAAGAAGCCUCUCGCAUUCCUCCAUGUCUUCCACCACUCUGCAACUGCGCUUUUAUGCUAUACUCAACUUAACGGGAGGACCAGUGUUCAAUGGGUUCCUAUCGCAAUCAACCUGAUAGUCCACGUUAUCAUGUACUACUACUACUACGCUACCGCCGGUGGUGCCAAGAUCUGGUGGAAGAAAUACUUGACGACUUUCCAGAUUACCCAGUUCAUCAUCGACUUGUUCGUUGUGUACUUUGCCACCUACUCGUACUACGUCUCCAACUACUUCCCCUCCUGGCCAUCAUUCGGCUCUUGCGCGGGAACCGAGACUGCGGCCAUCUUCGGAUGCGUGCUGCUCACCAGCUAUCUCGGGCUCUUCAUCCAGUUCUACAUUCAGACGUACAAGACUGGCAAGAGGCCCGUUAAGGCGAAUGGCGUCGCGAAUGGUCACGGGUAA
Epithele typhae is the source of this 855-nucleotide messenger RNA. RefSeq names its product GNS1/SUR4 membrane protein. The coding region runs from base 1 to 855 and encodes 284 amino acids. The transcript has 7 exons. Gene Ontology annotation, cellular component: endoplasmic reticulum membrane. Gene Ontology annotation, biological process: fatty acid elongation, polyunsaturated fatty acid; fatty acid elongation, monounsaturated fatty acid; sphingolipid biosynthetic process. NCBI's taxonomy places the organism in Eukaryota, Fungi, Basidiomycota, Agaricomycetes, Polyporales, Epitheliaceae. The record is from RefSeq and is a predicted model, not a curated record. Gene Ontology annotation, molecular function: fatty acid elongase activity.